Messenger RNA from Selaginella moellendorffii, 1823 nucleotides. Its product is annotated as cell division cycle 5-like protein. Gene Ontology annotation, cellular component: Prp19 complex; spliceosomal complex. The record is from RefSeq and is a predicted model, not a curated record. The annotation marks the transcript as partial. Gene Ontology annotation, biological process: mRNA splicing, via spliceosome. Lineage: Eukaryota; Viridiplantae; Streptophyta; Lycopodiopsida; Selaginellales; Selaginellaceae. The transcript has 2 exons.
CAUCGCUGCGCUCUCGGCUAUCCGCAAAGAUGAGGAUCAUGAUCAAAGGUGGAGUGUGGAAGAACACGGAGGAUGAGAUCCUCAAGGUCGCGGUGAUGAAAUAUGCCAAGAAUCAGUGGCCUAGAAUCUCGUCCCUGCUCGCCAGGAAGUCGGCCAAGCAGUGCAAGGCGCGAUGGUACGAGUGGCUGGAUCCAUCUAUCAAGAAGACGGAAUGGACCCGCGAGGAAGACGAGAAGCUCCUUCACCUCGCCAAGCUCAUGCCGACGCAAUGGAGGACGAUCGCUCCCAUCGUUGGGAGAACUCCUGCUCAGUGUCUCCAAAGGUAUGAGAAGCUGCUGGAUGCGGCGUGCUACAAGGACGAGAGCUACGAGCCGGCUGAUGAUCCUCGCAAGCUCCGGCCCGGUGAGAUCGAUCCCAAUCCGGAGUCCAAGCCAGCUAGGCCCGAUCCAGUCGACAUGGAUGAGGACGAAAAGGAGAUGCUUUCCGAGGCAAGGGCGAGGCUGGCAAACACCCGGGGUAAGAAGGCGAAGAGGAAGGCCAGGGAGAAGCAGCUGGAGGAGGCAAGGAGGCUGGCGGCGCUACAAAAGAGAAGAGAGCUCAAAGCAGCCUGCAUCGGGUCUCGUCUCCGCAAGAGAAAGUUCAAAGGUAUCGACUACAAUGAGGAGAUUCCUUUCGAGAAGAGACCACCUCCGGGCUUUUAUGACGUCGCCAACGAAGAGAGGUCUGUAGCGCAGCCGCGUUUCCCGACCAACGUUGAAGAGCUGGAAGGGAGGAGGCGGUCGGACAUCGAGGCGGAGCUUCGCAAGCAGGACACUGCUCGGAACAAGAUCGCUCAGAGGCAAGACGCUCCAUCGGCGAUCAUGCAAAUCAGCAAGCUCAACGAUCCGGAGGCUGUGAGGAAGAGGACCAAGUUGAUGCUACCGGCGCCGCAGAUUUCUGACAGGGAGCUCGAGGAGAUUGUCAAGAUGAGCUCCUCGGCGGACAAUCUACCUGGAGAGGACGAAGGGAGCAGCGCUACUCGAGCACUUGUCGCCAACUAUAAUCAGACUCCUCGAGCAGGGAUGACUCCGGCGAGGACUCCAGGUGGAAAAGGCGACGCCAUUAUGAUGGAGGCGGAGAAUCUUCUCAGGCUGAGGGAGACGCAAACUCCUCUCUUUGGUGGUGAGAACCCGGAGCUUCAUCCGUCCGACUUUUCGGGGGUGACGCCGAAGAAACGGGAGGUCCAGACUCCAAAUGUGAUUGCUACACCUCUCACGACGCCGGGAGGAGUAGGAUCGACUCCUCGAAUCGGAAGUACUCCCAGGGAGACGUCUUUUGCAAUGACACCCAAGGGAACGCCGAUACGGGACGAGUUCCACAUCAACGAGGGACUGGAACUCGCAGCUGACAAUCCCAAGGCCGAGAAGUUGAGGCAGGCAGAAGCGAGAAGGAACCUGCAGGCGUCGCUCAAGGGAUUGCCUAACGCGAAGAACUUGUACCAGAUUACGGUUCUCGGCGUUCCUACGGCGCAAGAAGAAGCCGAGGAGGAGAUGGAGGCUGACAUGGCUGACGUGAUUGCAAAUGCUCAAGCUGAAGAGGACGCUCGAGAAGCUGCUGCUCUCCGCAAGAGGAGUAAAGUCUUGCAGCAAGGAUUGCCAAGGCCACCGCCAGCAACGGUGGAGCUGAUAAGGAACACUAUCCCUCGACACGCGGAAGCGGAUGAUCCAAAGGCGCUUAUCCAGAAGGAGCUAGUCGCCUUAUUGGAGCACGACAACGCGAAAUACCCCAUGACGGACAAGUCUGGCAAGUCUCCGCCUGUGAUACCCGAGCUGGAGGACUUGGAC